Molecule: messenger RNA, 2159 nt
Organism: Suillus paluster
Lineage: Eukaryota; Fungi; Basidiomycota; Agaricomycetes; Boletales; Suillaceae
Product: amidohydrolase family-domain-containing protein
Exons: 17
Coding region: 164-1999 (611 amino acids)
Molecular function (GO): hydrolase activity, acting on carbon-nitrogen (but not peptide) bonds
Source: RefSeq, a predicted model, not a curated record
GAAGUUACAAGUGCGCCGUUAAAAUUCCAAUUGUAAAAUACAACGUUCCGCAUGUGAGAUUCCAACGGGCUUCCUAUAAAAUGUCAACAGACCUUGGCUUCCAUCCCCAUCAACCAAAACGUCUUGAAAUUGUUCCAUCAUUAAGCUUGCACGACCAAAAGCCAUGUCCGAGCUGCAUAAACGCCAGGGUCCUGGCAAAUUUGUCGACACGGGCUCUCUGAAUGUUCCGCCCAGCACAAAUGAUUCUGUACUGCCUUCGGUGUUGUCUGGGUUUGGCUUUUCUUGUCUUGUGAUCCUGACAUUUUUUGCUGUCCUGGGGGCUUGGUUUCUAUCCCCCGAGGAACCUUCGCCGCUGUCGCAUUCAUAUGCAGUCUGCUCCCGCUCAGGUGCCCGGAUUUACACUGUAGAUCAGGCUGUAUCAAACGUCCAGUGCCUUGUGGUGGACGGAUCUUUUAUCCUGGACACUGGUACCUUGGAGAAUAUCAUGACACGUUGGGUUGCUAGAGGUCGUCGUCGUUCUUCUCUGCAAAUACGCUAUUUGGACAAAUCUUCAAUCGUGGUUCCGGGGCUGAGUGAUUCACAUGCACACAUUCUUGAAUACGGCGCGAAUAGGCUACUUCCUCUCGAAGGUGGAAAGACGAUCGAAGAAACAGUUGAACUUAUCCGACAAUAUAUUUUGGACAACAACGACGUACUCAGUGAUCCUUCAAAAUCUAUUGAAGGUUGGGGAUGGGACCACACUUCUUGGCCAGUGGAAGAAUGGCCAACUUCGGACGCCCUAGAAAAGGACCCGAUAGUGCGCGGCCGGCCAGUCGUCCUACAAAGCAAAGAUGGCCAUGCAUUGUGGAUUUCGAAGAAAGCUCUCGAAUUGAGUUCCCCGUGGCCAUCGGAAGUAGAAGGUGGCGUCAUCGUGAAAGAUUCAUUUGGGACUCCACUCGGCGUCUUUCUUGACAACGCCCAGGACCUGGUGAAAAGACCGGCUCCAACUGAACGAGACUUGCUGAAACGUUUCAAUACUGCGGUCAACGAUGCUUUGUCCUGGGGUUUAACCUCCAUCCAUGAUGCGGGGUUCAGCCCUGUUUCACUGGAGUUCUUCACAAGGCAGGCGGCAGCAGGAAAUCUUCCCGUUCGAAUUUAUGGGAUGAGAUACUUCGAGGAAAGCGGUCCUUACUGGGGAAAUCUCUCAAAACCAAUCAUCAAUGCAGGAAAUGGCAGGCUAAACGUUCGCAGUGUCAAGAUUUUUGCUGACGGUGCUUUACGCUCUGGUGGAGCAGCGCUGAACGAGCCUUACUGUGAUAAUCCCCGCACGAAAGGAUUCAUGCGUUUGGACCCUAAAGUCUUGAUUGAUGUCAUACCCAAGUAUCUAAGAGAUGGAUGGCAAGUUAAUGUCCAUGCCAUCGGGGAUUAUGCAAACGGUAUAGUUUUGGACACAUUCGAGACCGCUUUGAAGGAAGUCAAUGUAACAGCACUCAGGCCUCGCCUAGAACAUGCACAGAUCCUGACAGAGACCGACAUGGAACGUGUCGGAAAGCUUGGAGUGAUUGCCAGCGUUCAACCUACACAUGCUAUCAGUGACAUGUGGUUUGCGGAAGACCGUCUUGGCCCUGAGCGAGUAAAGGGUUUAUAUGCCUUCCGCUCCUUACUCGACCACGGUUCUCGACUUGCCCUUGGCUCUGACUCCCCUGUGGAAGACAUGAACCCUCUCUCUGGAUUCUAUGCAGCCGUUACUAGACUGUCUCCUGAAGGAAAAUCACCCAAUGGCCCUUCGGGAUGGUUUCCAGAACAGCGGUUGACUCGCAUAGAAGCCUUAAGAGGCAUGACAAUCGAUGCUGCGUAUGCUUCAUUUACCGAAGGCAGCCUGGGUUCCCUCGUUCCAGGAAAACGGGCGGACUACGUUGUCUUAUCGCAAGACAUAAUGACUAUCCCCGCUAAUCAGAUUCUAAGCACCAAAGUUCAUGCUACGGUGAUUGAUGGGCGUCCUGCGUUUGGGCGCGUUUAGGACAUGGUGGAUGGAGGUGUGCCAGGGUGUAUCCAGAGCAGUCUAUUUGGAGUUCUAUGGUACACAGGACAGACUCCCUUGCUUACUCCCAAAAUACUAUGUCUCCUUUACUUUGUUCUUUCUUGAAUUUGUAGUGCAAAAUAUUGGUUCCUUCACCAAA